Molecule: messenger RNA, 4845 nt
Organism: Eremothecium cymbalariae DBVPG#7215
Lineage: Eukaryota; Fungi; Ascomycota; Saccharomycetes; Saccharomycetales; Saccharomycetaceae
Gene: SPO14
Product: phospholipase D
Exons: 1
Coding region: 1-4845 (1614 amino acids)
Biological process (GO): phosphatidic acid biosynthetic process; cell motility; intracellular signal transduction
Molecular function (GO): D-type glycerophospholipase activity
Source: RefSeq, a predicted model, not a curated record
AUGGGGUUAUCGGAAGCUAGUAGUAUUGAUGAUGUGCCACCGAUGGUGUCGCUGGUGAACAAUACUGGGCCUGAUAGUCGUCGUGUGAAGAGUGCAAGUGUGAUUCCGGGGGUAUAUUCGGAGACGCAGGUUUUAGGGGAUGAUGAGAGUGAUGAAUAUGAGGGAGUUGGUGGUAAGCAGCAAGAGAAUAAUUUUCCCAACGGUCAGGAGGAUGGGGAUGUUCACAGUAGGGGUUUACGGAAUGAGCCUACGACGGCGUGUGAGACGGAUCAUGAGGCGGAGUAUAAGAAUUUGGUUUUCCAGGGAGUACCCAACUCUACUAUAACGUCUAUGGCGCAUGGGUUCAGUAGCCGGAGUAAUAGUAACUAUAAUGUGAAGAGACACAGUCGUAGUAAUAGUAAUAUUGGGAGUGAUUUGAAUGCCACUCCUAGUUGGUUGGCCAAAAUGAAUCCGCAGGAUUCUCUUACUGGGUGGAAGAAGGAGUUUGGACAGGCGUUUAAGAAGAUUUCCAAGCUAACGUCGCGGAAAUAUCCGUUAAAAAGUGGGCAUUGUGGGGGGAAGAACAAAUUUGGUGUUGAGGACAACGAGUCGGCCGAUGAAGAGGAUGAAGUUGCGGAAGAGGAGUUGAUUAUCCAAAACAUGGCUUCUGAUUUGAUUGAUAUUCUAAUUGCGGGCUGUCCUGCAGCAUUGUUUGCUGGGAGUGGGUUCCUACGUGAUGAGCACGGCGUGAGAAGGGCUUCGUUGUUGUUGGCGAUGUUGAGUGUUCGUGUUUCGCCGAUUACCAAUAACGACACGAUGUUGUCUCUUCAGAGGGUGAGUACAGACACUACUGUUACAAGUACUGGUAGUAACCAUGAGGAGACCAAGGGUAACGAUGAGUCGAUGAUGGCGAUUGUGGAUCAAGGUUACCACACCAAGUACAAGUUGGAACUAGAAUAUGGAGUGGGUGAUAGUAGAUUGAAGUGGGUAAUAUUACGCUCGUAUAAAGAUUUGGCUUCACUACAUGGGAAGUUGCAAUUAGUGUCCUUUCAACAGAAUACUUUAAACAAAUUGUACAUUGAUCAUAAUAGGUACCAGAGAAUUCAUUUGCCUCAUUUUCCGAGGUUCGAUGAUUACAUGAAAAAGGCAAAGAGACCUUCUACACCUACCGCACAGACCAAUACUGUCACAUCCCUUUCUACAGUUGCCACACCCAGAUCUUCAUUGAAUUUUGAAGCUAAAAGGUUCCAUAUGAAACAUAUCCAAGACUUGAUCGAUGAAGCCGAUGACGUUAAAAAACCGAUGCACAAAAGAAUAGAAAAGUACUUAAGAUUGCUUAAUCUAGCGCUCUGUUUGAGGCCACAGGCAAAUAGGCUGUUCCAAUUUUAUGAACUUUCGCCAAUAGGAAAUUUAUUAAGUUACGAAAACGGAUUUCAAGGCAAACAAGGUUACUUAAUCAUCAGAUCUUCAGCAAAAGCCCAAGGAUGGCGUGUAUCUCACUUCAGGUUUAACGAUUGGAAAGCGAUGAUUGAGAGACACACCAACAAGUGGUUCCUCGUAAGACAUUCUUAUAUCAUAUAUGUUAGUGAUAUGUGCUCCACAACACCGUUGGACGUUUUUCUUGUUGAUUCCAAGUUCAAAAUCAGCUGUUCUGGAAGUUUCUUGGAAGACAAUACAUUAAAUGAAGAUGAUCCUUUAGAUGAUAACCAAAAGAAAAUAUCAACUAAGUUAUUGAUUACUUUGGAAAAUAGUGAGCGUAAAUUGCAAAUGAUCGCCAAAUCUGAAUAUUUAUUAAAGUUGUGGGUUUCCUCGUUGGUCCAAAUGCAAAAGAACACUAUUUGGUCGAAACCCCAAAGAUUCGGUAGUUUUGCACCUGUUAGAAAGAAUUGUUUCUGUCAUUACCUUGUUGAUGGCCGCGAUUAUUUCUGGGCUUUAAGUGACGCACUAGCUAUGGCUAAAGAUGUAAUAUUUAUACAUGAUUGGUGGUUAUCACCAGAACUUUACAUGCGGAGGCCAGUUCAAGAUAACCAAGAAUACAGAAUCGAUCGUAUUUUGAAAGAGCGUGCAGAGAUGGGUGUAAAGAUAUUCAUCGUUAUCUACCGUAACGUAGGCUCUACCGUGGGCACAGACUCUCUCUGGACCAAGCACUCAAUGUUAAGCUUGCAUCCAAACAUCCAUUUGAUUAGAUCGCCUAAUCAAUGGCUACAAAACACCUACUUCUGGGCUCACCAUGAGAAACUAGUUGUGAUUGACCAUACUAUUGCUUUUAUGGGCGGAAUUGACUUGUGCUAUGGUAGAUAUGAUACCCCUGAGCAUGUUUUAAGAGAUGAUUCGCCUGAGUUGCAGAAGCAAAAUUUCCCUGGCAAAGAUUAUUCAAAUGCAAGAGUUUGUGAUUUUUACGAGUUAGACAAGCCUUUUGAAUCCAUGUAUGAUCGCGAACUCGUUCCCAGAAUGCCUUGGCAUGAUGUUCAUAUGAUGACAAUAGGUGAAGCAGCUCGUGAUAUGUCAAGACAUUUUGUACAAAGAUGGAAUUAUUUAUUAAGGCAGAAGAGACCAAGCAGACCAACACCAUUGUUGACUCCACCAAGUGACUUUACCCCAGAGGAAUUAGAAGAGUCUGAAUUUUUCCAGGAAUUGAAACCUAGGUCUACUUGUGAGAUUCAAAUUUUGAGAAGUGCAGGAAAUUGGUCACUUGGCUUAGAAGAGACUGAAAAAUCCAUCCAAACAGCCUACCUAAAGUUAAUCGAAACUUCUAAGCACUAUAUUUAUUUAGAAAACCAAUUUUUUAUUACUAGUUCAAACUGGGAUGGUGUGGUGAUUGAAAAUAAGAUAGGUGAUGCUAUAGUGGAUCGUAUUAUUAAAGCAAACAGCGAAGGAAAGCCUUGGAAAGCUUUCGUUGUAAUCCCCGUAAUGCCAGGAUUUAAUUCCGAAGUCGACGAACCUGAAGGGUCUAGUAUUCGUGUUAUAAUGCAAUGCCAGUAUCAAUCAAUUGCCAGAGGUGAAACUUCAAUUUUCGCAAAAUUGAAGAGAUUGAACAUUGAUCCAUCGCAAUAUAUUCAGUUCUAUUCCUUAAGAAAAUGGUCAACUAUAGGACAGUAUGACAAAUUAGUGACCGAACAACUAUAUGUUCACGCAAAAGUAAUGAUCGUAGAUGACCGUAGUUGUAUCAUUGGAAGUGCAAAUGUUAAUGAAAGAUCUAUGCUUGGUAACAGAGAUAGUGAGGUUGCAGCCAUUAUUAGAGACACUGAUUUAGUGAAAACCAAAAUGAAUGGUGAGGACUACCUGGCGGGCAGAUUUGCAUGGGAAUUACGGCAGAGGUUGAUGAGAGAACAUCUUGGUUGUGAUGUUGACCUGGUCGAAAUUAUUGAACGGAAGUUUGGUAGACUAGAAGAUAUUGCGGCCAAGAAUGUGAAUAAUUUGCACUUAAUCCCUGACGACCAACUCUCCGAAGCUAGCCAUGAACUGAAGGUUCAAAGUGCUAUGUUGGAAAUUGGAUUCCGUGAAGUCAUGAAUGAAGACUGUAGUGACCUAUGGCUACAAAAGUAUGGUGCUAAAGAUUUGAAAAACUUUGGUAUAGAAGUAGACCAUAAUGUAUUUGUCGGAUUGGAUGAAAAUGUUCCUGAACCUCUGGCGCCAAAUAAAGCAACCCAUAAGAAAACUCCAUUGCCUUCAAAGAAGAGUAAAAAUAACGGUAAGAAAAGUUAUAGCUCUAACGCCAAGUAUUAUUCUUUCAAUAACAGGGCUGGAGAAGCUAAUGUUGGCAUUAGGGACAAGAAACCUAUUAGUACAGAUUCUAGACUAGUUGGAAAUCACACUCACACAAAGGACGUGGAAGGUCUUGGACCAGAUGGCUGGAAGAAGACUGAAAAAAAACACAAGGAAAACGUCACUCAACAACUAAGAGACUGGACAGCAGAAGUUAUGAACAUUCGUACCGUUGAUUGUAAUCGGGAAACUAAGGAAAAUACCCCUACUACAUUCCUGCCGGACAAGGAAGAUGUAAUACAGUACUUACAAGAUGAAAGCAUCCCAGACAUAAACAAAUGGAAUAUGUUGAAACGUAUUUGUUAUCUGCAAUAUUUAUCUUUCAAAAAAGACGCUAAAUUGACAGAAUACAAUAAAACACAAAAGGACACUGCUGAAACUAUUAGCCGAGCCCUAGACUUCCUCGGUGAGGAAGUGAUGGAUGAUGAAGCAAUAGAUGCUAUGCUCUCCCAAAUGGUUCCAUCAGUUGCAGAAAACAGUAAACGGCAACCGUUCGCAAACUUCAACUUUAUGGACCCAUAUGCCUUUGAAGACCCCUUGGUCGAUUCUUUCUAUGAAGAUAUGUGGUUUGCAGUUGCUUUAAGAAACAGUCUAAUUUACAGAAUGGUUUUCCAUUGUCAGCCAGACAAUUCCGUUCAGACUUGGCGAGACUAUAAGGAUUUCCAGAAGCUAUCCCAAAGUUUUGACGAUUUGCAGAAAAAAAUGAUAGAUAUGGAAUAUGGAGAGAAGGUCACAAUUGUUGAUGAUUCUAGCGAUGCUGAUGAGUCUAACAUCUCUCUCGAAAAAGGUACAAAACUCAAAGCAGUGCCUACAAAUGUGGCUGAUACUUUAUCCACAGAGGUCGAUCAGCCUUUAAGCCAGCAGGCUUUAAAGAUUACGACCGGCGCCAAGAGUACAAAUCCUUCUAAAAUGAAAUUAUCCAGUAGUCUGUUGUACGGCAUCAAUCAAAAAAUAUUUGAUAGGCAUACUGCCAGACGCUUACUUGAGAGAAUUAAUGGGCACUUGGUUAUAUUCCCAACAGACUGGCUCUCCAAGGAAGUGGAAUCUAAAAAUUGGUUCUAUAAUGCUGACAGGUUACCGCCUAUUGACAUCUACGAUUGA